AUGGAUCCAUUGUCUAUCAUCGCAGGUGUCGCAGGCAUCGCCACGGCGGGUGUCUCGCUUGUGGAGGUGCUCUUUGACACCAUCGACUCCUACCAAAAUGCCCCAAAAGAUAUCGUCUCAAUAGCACGGGGAGUCCAAGACCUGUCGAUUAUUCUGGACCAGCUGAAACAAGUCCUCAUCGAUGGGCGAAACAUGCACACACGAUGGCUCCUCAAAUCAGUUGCUUCAGCCAUCAGGCAGAUCGAAUAUGUGCAUGCCGAAGUUUGGGAGCUCAUACCCCGGAGCGGCUCCGGGUUUGAGAGGGUAAAAUGGACAUUUCGAAAAGGAAAGAUCAGAGAUCUCUUGAACAAGAUCGAGACUCAGAAGAGCACUGUUCAGCUCGUCUGCACGACCCUUCUUCUGGCUAUUCAGCAGAAGAAAGUCACAAAACACAACAGACGACGCCCUGGGAAUGAUUCGGAGAAGUAUGCCAGGAGCAGGUUGAGAAGACAAGCGGAAAACCUCGUCAAGACUGCUCAUGAGUCGCUUCUCAAUCUGACUCAGAGCUCGCAUGAGGAGGAAAUCGAGGGGUCUUCCAACGACACAUCCCAAAGUCAGAGGCAGCAAGAGCCGCAGACACCACUCAUUGAUGGCUCUCCGACUACACCCACUAUUCGUGUAUCAGGCCCUGAACAAGACUUUCCAAAUGAUAAUGGGGAUCUUAUGCCCCAGAAAACCCCCGAUGAGACCGCUUUGUGGGUCUACGACAUGGUUUUCUUGCCGACAGCCGAAAGAAAGGCUCACGAAGGAGACACUGGACCCCGACCCGACGGCAGCAACGCCCUCAUUCUCCGCAACUCACAGGGCACUGAUAUUGUUCUGGCUUCAAAGAGGCCCAUGGCGGCAGAAGUUGUUGAUGAUCUUCUCUACGACUGGACUCACUUGAGUUGGCAUGACAUUAAGGAGACGUCCGAGACUGUGAGGGUGGAACACCCAGAGCAACCUAGGAGUCAAGACGGAAGAUGCACCGUCAUCGAGGAGCCUCCGAGGAGCAUAUUCGACGAGGCAUACGUGUGGAAUACGAGAGCGAAGGAUCCUCAGGCGGCUCAGCCAGGUCCGAGCACUGGUCUUAUAUCGACAGUCAACCAUCUGACUCUCAACGAGAAACCACAAGAAGGCGAUAUUCCGCUCAUGAUUCAGAGCGAGAACCGCCAAUUACCCCAAGUGGACACAGGACCAGAUCGUAUUCGGAUGCGGGUCCAGAACCGAGAAGGAAUCCACGUCAUGCAACUGUUGAGGAUGACCCAGAUGACUCCAUGGAUGACCUGGCGAGAAAACGUGCCAGAGCGAGGGCUGCACAUGAAGAAGCCAGACGCCGAGCAGACGCCGAGUUUGAGAAGCAUCGUCCGCACACACAACACACAUCACGAUCAAACACAAAUCGAAGUCAAGAUCGAGAGGCAGACGAUAGGCCAGGCCACAGAGAGGAUCAUUCAAGUAGAGCCAACCAGAGUCAAACGCCAAGUCGGAUACAGAGGGCUGCCGCUGCGAGUUUACUUGCUGGAGCGACUGAAGCGUUUCGUGUCUAUAAAGAGCCAGGCGGCUGGGACAGUUUAA
Messenger RNA from Fusarium falciforme, 1596 nucleotides. Its product is annotated as Helo-like-N domain-containing protein. The coding region runs from base 1 to 1596 and encodes 531 amino acids. Lineage: Eukaryota; Fungi; Ascomycota; Sordariomycetes; Hypocreales; Nectriaceae. The transcript is spliced from 2 exons. The record is from RefSeq and is a predicted model, not a curated record.